Messenger RNA from Oppiella nova, 249 nucleotides. Lineage: Eukaryota; Metazoa; Arthropoda; Arachnida; Sarcoptiformes; Oppiidae. The record is from the annotation of a GenBank genome assembly.
UUCCGGUUCAGUCCGGAGCGCAAGCAUGAGAUCCAUCCGUCUUCGUGGCAACCCUUCGGAAGUGGUCCACGAAAUUGCAUUGGAAUGAGAUUUGCUUUAUUCGAGGCUAAGCUGGCGUUGGCUAAACUCCUUAUGAAAUACCGUUUAGAACCGGGACCUAACACAGAGAUCGGUGAAUUGACCACUGAUUGCAAAGCAGUUACUUAUACUCCCAAAAAUGGAGUUUAUGUUAAAGUGGUUAAACUAUGA